AUGGAGCAGGAAUUUGCUCCUGGGAAGGCUGUGUCUCAGGCGGUGGUGGACAGUGAUGUGCUGCCCAGCCUGUCCACUCUCCUCACCUGGAGCCCCACCUACAGGAGCAAAGCUGCCAACGUCAUUGCUGAGCUGGCGAAAAACGACGAGGUGAGGCAGCCGUGUAUCGAUGCCCAGUUGGUGCCAGCGCUGGUGCUGCUCCUGGACAGUACCGAGCAGGAGGUUCUGCUACACGCUGGCAGAGCCAUCGGCCGCAUCUGCUUCGAGAAUCGCGAGCUGCAGGAGGAGCUGGUGUCAAUGGGAGUCAUCACGUCCCUGGUGAAAAUAAUGAGCGAGUCGUCCACCAAUGAGGCGCUGGUCAAUGUGUGCCUCCUGGCUCUGGGCAACCUGUCAGACAUUGAGGAGGCCAAGGAGCAACUGUGUAAGACUCUGGUGGCCCCGGAGCUGGUCAAGGUGCUGAGGAGAGCCAGGACACACGACCGGCAGGAGACUGUCCUUGAAGUGCUGGCCCUGCUCUCAGAGAACGAUGUGCUCAAGAUGCAGCUGGUGGGGGCAGGGCUCCACGAGGCUCUGGCUGAUCUCGUGCAGACGCUGAUGGACAGCCCGAGGGGGGAGGACAGGAGCAACCUCAAGGCUGCCUCGGAUCUGAUUGUCCACCUGCUGCUCGGAGACGAGUCGAUGCAGAAGUUGUUUGACAACGGCUCUGGUGUUGUCUAUCGUACGGUCGUCUCCUGGCUCCAAACCAGCAACAACCAGCUCCAGCUCGCAGGGGCUCUCGCUGUGGCCAACUUCGCUCGUAACGAUGGGAACUGUGUGGGGAUGGUGGCCCUGGGUGUGGUUCAUCAUCUGCUGGACCUGCUGGAGCAGCACCUGGACAACGGCAACGCGACCGUCCAGCACGCAGCCCUCAGUGCCCUGCGUAACCUCGCCAUCCCAGUUGCUAACAAGGUGCGGAUGCUGGAGGAGGGGGUGGUGGAGCGGGUUCAAAGCCUCCUCACCUCAGACAGGCCCCCCGUCCAGUUCAAGCUGCUGGGGACCCUCCGCAUGCUGGUGGACGGACAAGCGGAGGCGGCUGACCUCUUGGGGCAGGAGCGGGGUUUGCUGCAGAGGCUGGUGCAGUGGUGCGAAGCCAAAGACCACGCCGGUGUCCGCGGGGAAGCCAACCGUCUCCUGGCCUCUCUCAUCCGGCACAGCAAGUCCCAGGACGUGGUGGGAGCCGUGGUGCAGUCGGGGGGAGUGAAGCACCUGAUCUCCAUGGCCAUCAGUGAACACGUGAUCAUGCAGAACGAGGCUCUCAUCGCUCUGGCUCUGGCAUCAGCCCUGAAUUUAGACGCGGUGGCUGGUGUGUACCUGGAGGCCGGGCUGGUGCCGGCUCUGCAGCAGCUCCUGGAGAGCGAGGUGUCGGCGGAGGAGGUGAAGUACAAUUCCAUGGCGUUGCUCUGCAGCCUCACCAACUCAGGGGACCUGAGGCAGCAGAUCGACGACAAGAACGUGAAGGAGUCCCUGGAGCGCCUGUGUGAGCACACCAACCCCCGGGUGUCUGAGCAAGCCUGCCUGGCCCUGCAGGUGCUGUGUGGGGGGAGCUGA
Molecule: messenger RNA, 1587 nt
Organism: Callorhinchus milii (elephant shark)
Lineage: Eukaryota; Metazoa; Chordata; Chondrichthyes; Chimaeriformes; Callorhinchidae
Product: rap1 GTPase-GDP dissociation stimulator 1-like
Exons: 13
Coding region: 1-1587 (528 amino acids)
Biological process (GO): positive regulation of GTPase activity
Cellular component (GO): cytosol
Molecular function (GO): guanyl-nucleotide exchange factor activity; protein binding
Source: RefSeq, a predicted model, not a curated record